This is a messenger RNA of Nerophis ophidion (straightnose pipefish), 2029 nucleotides long. RefSeq lists its product as uncharacterized. The transcript is spliced from 11 exons. The record is from RefSeq and is a predicted model, not a curated record. Lineage: Eukaryota; Metazoa; Chordata; Actinopteri; Syngnathiformes; Syngnathidae. Bases 316 to 1473 code for a protein of 385 amino acids.
AGAGCUGCCGUGUUGUCGUCGCCCUCUGACAGGUGACGUCAGGGGGCGGCUGGCGUCAAAAGCGGCUAUCGUUAGCUGUGGAAGUGUUCGACCACUCACCCAACACUCGGACCAGAGCCUUCGCCACGGCGCCGGCCCACCCGGGCCCGGGGUCGUAGUACGAGUUGAAAAUGGCGUCGAUGAUAAAGACGCAAGGAACCCGUAGCGCCACAUCGAGCACCGCCAAGGCCUGCUGGCCUACGCGGGCUUGAGCCGACUCCAUUCGACUUAGGCGAAACGCUUAGAGUCCCCGCGGGUCCGGGACGUCCAUGAAACAUGAGAAGUCAUCCGCGCUCGUCGGACGCAGCCUCUCUUGGUCAGCUUAGCUUGGACUGGAGCUCACUUGGCAGCUGGGCGCAGCGUCCGCCAUGUUUGCGGGGUCCAACUUUCCAGUGGCUGGAGAGAGGGAAGUCUGGGCUUCCCUGCUUAGGCUGCUGCCCCCGCGAUCCGACCUCGGAUGAGAGGAAGAAGAUGGAUGGACAUCUUUUUAGACAAACGCAAGACAACAAAAUGAAGUGGCUGGAGAGAGGGAAGUCUGGGCUUCCCUGCUUAGGCUGCUGCCCCCGCGAUCCGACCUCGGAUGAGAGGAAGAAGAUGGAUGGACAUCUUUUUAGACAAACGCAAGACAACAAAAUGAAGUGGCUGGAGAGAGGGAAGUCUGGGCUUCCCUGCUUAGGCUGCUGCCCCCGCGAUCCGACCUCGGAUGAGAGGAAGAAGAUGGAUGGACAUCUUUUUAGACAAACGCAAGACAACAAAAUGAAGUGGCUGGAGAGAGGGAAGUCUGGGCUUCCCUGCUUAGGCUGCUGCCCCCGCGAUCCGACCUCGGAUAAGAGGAAGAAGAUGGAUGGACAUCUUUUUAGACAAACGCAAGACAACAAAAUGAAGUGGCUGGAGAGAGGGAAGUCUGGGCUUCCCUGCUUAGGCUGCUGCCCCCGCGAUCCGACCUCGCAUAAGAGGAAGAAGAUGGAUGGACAUAUUUUUAGACAAACGCAAGACAACAAAAUGAAGUGGCUGGAGAGAGGGAAGUCUGGGCUUUCCUGCUUAGGCUGCUGCCCCCGCGAUCCGACCUCGGAUGAGAGGAAGAAGAUGGAUGGACAUCUUUUUAGACAAACGCAAGACAACAAAAUGAAGUGGCUGGAAAGAGGGAAGUCUGGGCUUCCCUGCUUAGGCUGCUGCCCCCGCGAUCCGACCUCGGAUAAGAGGAAGAAGAUGGAUGGACAUAUUUUUAGACAAACGCAAGACAACAAAAUGAAGUGGCUGGAAAGAGGGAAGUCUGGGCUUCCCUGCUUAGGCUGCUGCCCCCGCGAUCUGACCUCGGAUAAGAGGAAGAAGAUGGAUGGACAUCUUUUUAGACAAACGCAAGACAACAAAAUGAAGCACGGGAUUCGACACCGGCAGAACUACUCGAAAGCCCAGCACAAACUCAAGUUAUAGCAAAGGAGAUGAGGAGAGCAGUGAGCAGCAGCGGUGCCACGCCCGGGAAUCAUUUGUGGUGAUCUAACCCCCAAUUCCAACCUUUGAUGCUGAGUGCCAAGCAGGGACGUAGCGGGUCCCAUUUUUAUAGUCCUUGGUAUGACUCGGCCGGGGUUUGAACUCACAACCUACCGAUCUCAGGGCGGACACUGACUAGGCUAUAAUGACAAUAGAGUCCAUUCUAUUCCAUUCUAUUCUAUUCUACACUACACGUCACAUCUUAGUUGAUUGUAGCAAUCCAUGCUCACCUUUGCAAUCACUCUUAAUUUUAGUUGUUUCUCGCGGCCAGAAAUAACUUUAGGAAUUUGCUAAAAGCUACUUUUAUUCCCCCCACCUCGAUUGUGACAGUUGACAAUAGGAAACGUUGUCGGUAUUCGGAAUAAGACUGAUUAAAAAAAAACUACGCCCAAGUCACUGACAUCUGGUGAAAUGUGCCAUUAUAUUCUUAUCAGUGACGGGGCAGGAAGGGGCUAGGAAUACGCUUGCAGGGUGAAAUUCAUACAUUGACUAUUUCCAU